UUGGUGUUAUUAAGUGACAACAUAGGUGUUACAUUAUUAACAGGUGACUAUCUUAGCAGUUGGUUUUUGUUUUGGCUAUCAUUCUCUGUUGUGAGUUUGUGUAUAUUACCAUAUCGUCUGCCGUCUGCACAAUGGAAGGGCCAUGAGGAAAUACUACCGACUUAACAAUUCCACUGGUCUGUCUAAGGAACAGCUAUUGCUUCACACGAUCUCGGAAUUCAGUGACUUUACCACACCAAACCAUCCAGCGGUGUCGACAGUCCCCCACGAAUCUACCAUCUUUCUCGCCAUUCUACUAGCUAUUACUGCAUGCAUGAUGGUUAUUUUGGGAUUUCUGACAGUUCGUGUCUUCCAGCGGUAUUGGGUCAUUCGAGAAGAAGAGCGGUUUAUUGAAGAAGCUCAUGCAGCUAUUGUCCAAGCUGAUCUAGAAGCAGCUGUUCCCAUUUCUGAACCAAUUACAUGGACUCCAAUACAUCAACCAAGGAGAUUGUCAGAACCCAACAGAUAGGGAUAUGCUAACCUAUUUCUCAGCAGCGAUAGAUUAGCAUGACCUGUCAGAACAUUGCAUGUGUUAUUCUGCCCGUGUGACUCCAUGUUCUCUGAAACAGUACCAACUAAUCAUAAACAACCGAGUGGACCAUCAGCUACACACUGGAAUUGAUAAUUUCUUUCUACCACCAUAUUCGUCAGAUCAUGCAUACAAAACGGAAAAAAAAAAAAAAUCGGUUGAGAAAAGAAGAAGCAUAUCUGUUUUUGAUGUGGCUUGUUAUGAUGGCAUAAUAUUUCAAGGAUGGGAGUAUCUCGAGAGGUUCAUGUUUCAACCAAAGGCUUGAGCAAUAAAAUGAAAGUAUCGGCGCCUGAACCGUGAAUCGAAACUGUAAUACCAGGCUUCCAUAUUCUAUUACCAAUACCUUACUUCAGGUUUUCAUUCACUUCACUGUCAAUCACUUUAUUAUUGUUUUUUAAACACAUCCAUGCUCGACAACUUCCUCAUAUUAAUUUUGUUGGGGCGAGGAGUCUAAUUUGUGACAGUAAUUAACUUCUAUGAGUUUGAAUUAAGUUCAUUGAAUUCCAAAGAUAGCUGACUGUACACAACGAUACAUUGAUUCCUUUUGAUUAAACAAGGUGGCUCUUUAUUUUAAGAGAAGUGGAAAGAGGUUAUUUUUAUAAUUUUCCCCAUGAACUCCCUGAUAAAGUUCAUGGGGAAAAUUGAAAUAUUCUUCGAUUAGGUAGCUAAACUUGACUUGCAAGGAACUUGUUCUUCUAUGGCACUUACCUCAAACAUAGCAAUUCAUUACAGAAACUAUCUUUCUAUUUCCCCAUAAUGUUUCCGGUGAAAAGUUCGUCUUUAAAUGCGUUUUUUUUCCUUCUGAUUCUUGCAUUUGCACGUUUCUGUACCUAUAGAAAAAGCUUUCGAAAUUGUGGGUUCUAAAAACAUCCCAGAUUAAAAUGUUUAUGUAUAAAAAAUUUAA
Molecule: messenger RNA, 1472 nt
Organism: Octopus bimaculoides (California two-spot octopus)
Lineage: Eukaryota; Metazoa; Mollusca; Cephalopoda; Octopoda; Octopodidae
Source: RefSeq, a predicted model, not a curated record